Haliotis rufescens (red abalone) is the source of this 564-nucleotide messenger RNA. Its product is annotated as fibroblast growth factor receptor 2-like. The coding region runs from base 1 to 564 and encodes 187 amino acids. The transcript has 4 exons. Gene Ontology annotation, cellular component: signaling receptor complex. Gene Ontology annotation, biological process: positive regulation of kinase activity; multicellular organism development; protein phosphorylation. NCBI's taxonomy places the organism in Eukaryota, Metazoa, Mollusca, Gastropoda, Lepetellida, Haliotidae. The record is from RefSeq and is a predicted model, not a curated record. Gene Ontology annotation, molecular function: transmembrane receptor protein tyrosine kinase activity; ATP binding.
AUGGCUAAGAAAGGUCUGGUAACAACUACCUCGUUAAGUGAAGAUGACGGGGAGCUGACAGCCAAGGAUCUACUGUCCUUUGCUUUGCAUACAGCUCGGGGAAUGCAGCACCUGGAAGCUAACAGUAUUGUGCAUCGUGACGUCGCUGCAAGAAUUGUGCUGGUUGGCUACAACUGUGUGUGCAAGAUCUCGGACUUCGGUCUCGCGAGAGAUGUGGAGGGUGUGGACGUGUACGAGAGGACGUCUAAAGGGCCGCUCCCUGACCGAUGGAUGUCCCCAAAAGCCUUGAUCGAGGGGUUUCACAGUCACAAGGCAGACGUCUGGGCCUUCGGGGUGCUCCUACCAACAUCUUAUACAACCGGGAACAACUCGAAGACAGCUUUGACAUCUCAACCAAAACGGAAACGUAUUCCCAGUGAUCCAGAGCCAGUGUGCAUCAUACGUGUACCUGGCUUGAAGUAUGGCCCACUACAACAUCUGAGCAAAGCCAAAGAUCCUGAAGAGAAGAUGGAAAAGCUGAAGGAGCGAUCAAAAAGCCGAGAAGGAUGGCAGAACCUCCAGUAA